Neurospora hispaniola is the source of this 1332-nucleotide messenger RNA. RefSeq lists its product as uncharacterized. The transcript has a single exon. The coding region runs from base 141 to 1241 and encodes 366 amino acids. Lineage: Eukaryota; Fungi; Ascomycota; Sordariomycetes; Sordariales; Sordariaceae. The record is from RefSeq and is a predicted model, not a curated record.
CCCCUCCCCGCCGUCAACUGACAAGGACCCGGACCGGAGCCGCUCGCCCUCAAUCCACAUAAACCCCGUUGCCGAUCUCCGUCCCCCGGCAGCUACCCCGGCGCCGUACAGAACUACCGCCCGUCAUCCAACACAACACCAUGGCUUCCAUUUCUAGUAGGCUCAGCAGCCAAUUCGUCCUGCUUGCACACCGGACGGCGCCAUGUGCCAGGACUGCAUCUCAAGCUUCGGGAACGCAUUUCGUCCUGGUCUUCGGCUCUGGCUCCGGCUCCGGCUUCCGCACCGCCCAAUCGGCACGCUUCUUUGCCUCCAAGGCUAAGAAGGCAGCGAAGAAGCCGACCUCGUCAUCCACCGUCAUCACUACCGUAACCGCUCCUCCCACUGUGGUCCCCGCCUCAUAUGCCGAACAGCUAGCGAAGAAGGGCCGGACCCUCCUCUACGAGGCUCACUCGCACGCCUGGUUCCGCUUCGCCAGCUUCACCACCGGCAGCUUCUGCAUCGCCUACUCGCUCUACAACUACUGGAGCGUCCACCUCAACCCUCCGGCGGACCUGUCCACCUGGGUCCCCUAUGCCUACGGCGUCAUCUGCGCCAUGACCAUUGGCAUGGGCGGCUACUUCUUCAUGGGCUUGCGGCGCAUCAUCCGGCACAUCGAGGCCGUGCCGGCCUUCCAGGUGGUCUCCCAGAUCACCGACGGCGCAGCCUCGGCCUCCACCAAAAAGUCCAAGGGAUGGGCUGAGCUCCUCACCAGCAAGCCCAAGGCCGUUCCCGUCACCACCCCUACCCCGAUUUACCUCGAGGUCGCCUACAGCCGCGCCAUCCCCUUCUUGCCCAACAAGAAGGAGUAUUACCACCCUUCCGAGGUCGAGAUGCCCUUCCGCAUGCAGCUGCUGUGCGAGAAGCUGAACACCCUUAGCGCGCAGAAAAACGUGGGCAAGAACCUCCCUACCACCAAGACCGGACAGAUCAUUGCGGCGAGCAAGCAGAAGGCUGCUAGGGAGAAGGAGCGCAAGGAAAGGAUGCAGCAUCUGCUUACCCUGCCGUUCAGGGACGCGGCGAAAGUGUUUCGCGGGGCGUAUGAUGGCCUCAGGAGGUCGUUCUACCGUGAGGGCUUUGCCAAGGUCUAUUUGAGGGGCGUGGAGUAUAAGUUGGAUAUGACUUCUGGAUGGGCGCUGGAUGAUGGAAGGGCUAUUGAUCGGUUGGUCCAUGUCAAGCCGAGUGCGAAUAUUAGCGCGUAUUGAGCGGGCGUGCUUGGAAAGGUGCGCCGGGAGGGAAAGGAGUUGCGGUUAGGUAUACCCCCCUGACUCGUAGGACACGAUAUCGUUCUGUAUA